This is a messenger RNA of Saccostrea echinata, 1940 nucleotides long. RefSeq names its product RING finger protein 207-like. Gene Ontology annotation, biological process: positive regulation of DNA-templated transcription. Lineage: Eukaryota; Metazoa; Mollusca; Bivalvia; Ostreida; Ostreidae. Gene Ontology annotation, molecular function: ubiquitin-protein transferase activity; zinc ion binding. The record is from RefSeq and is a predicted model, not a curated record. The transcript has 3 exons. Gene Ontology annotation, cellular component: nucleoplasm; chromatin. The coding region runs from base 74 to 1807 and encodes 577 amino acids.
GUCUCACGCCAGAUCUCAUUCUCACAUUCCAAAGUCUGUCAAUGAAGUCAUUUAUAGGUCAUUCAUAAAAGCUAUGGCAUUAUUUAAAAUGGAUAUUCCCCACAGAGCCCAACACUUUUUAGAAUGUGGCAAUGAAGAAUGCGAAAGAAACUGUGAGUUCUAUUGCAACACUUGUCAUCAAAGAUUGUGCAAACAAUGCAAAGAUGAACAUCUGAAAAGAGGAAAAAACCAGAACCAUGAGGUAGUCCUUUACCUGCAGCGUAAACGACAACUUCCUGUGGAGAAAUGCAAGAUCCACCCUACUAAAGAUGUGGAUAUGCUCUGUGAAAAAUGCCAAGUUCCAGUAUGUUCCAAAUGUGCCACACAGGAAAACCAUCGGGGGCAUAUAUUUACUGAUCUAGAGAAAAAUUAUGCAGAUAAAUAUGCAGUCUUUCAAGAGGAAAUAUCCAAAAUCCAAGAGUAUUUUCUCCCCACAUCACAAGAUUUACAGAAAGAAAUUAAAAAAGAUUGCUCAGAAAUCAAACAUACCAUGGACAACAUCAGAACAUCCAUGAAGACUGAAGGCGAGUCCCUGAAAAGUCUGGUGGACACAGUCGUAUCUGAGAACAUGAAGCAGUUAGACCAGAUAGAGCAGUCACUGUUAGAAGAUCUAAAAACGCAAGACAAGACAAUGGAUGAUUACAUCACUUACCUCAAUAACCUUGUCAAAGAGCUCCACAGAUGCCUGUCCUCUACAGAACCCCAGAAAUUAAUGUCUGAGAAGAAACCAAAGAUCCGAUCUAUACCAGAGACAACAAAACCAGUCACACCAGGAUUUACUGCUGGUCAAUACAGCAAAAGUGAUGUCACCAAAUUACUUCGUAAAAUACAUGUCCCCAACACUAAAGCAGAGAAGAGAGAAAUAAGGCCUAUUGAAAGUGUCUACAAUACAGCAAUGAAACCUACACAUAAACAGAUGAAAGAAGACAGAAAGAAAUCUACGGAAAAAUCUGACAAGAAACAAACAAUGUCUCUAUCUGCCUCUGUCACCAAGGUCAGGGAGUUCAAUGUACCAGGUGUUGAUGGUGUAUACCAUGUAUCACUAGAUCAAUCAGACAGACUCUGGAUCAGUGACAGACAUGGUAAUCUUGUUCAAACAGAUCUACAGGGGAAUGUGAUACAGAAGAUAGAAACCAGUGGUGAAUAUGAAGGUUACCACACAGUGACACAGGACGGGGAUCUGAUCUUUACAGACAAAUACAAGAAAGUCAUCAAUAGGAUAACACAGGAUAAUAAUAUCACUGAAUUCAUUAAAACUGGAGACUGGGAACCACUCAGCAUACACUCCUCCCACAUCAACGGGGACUUACUGGUGGGGAUGGUGAAGGAUAGAGAGGCUAAAGUCACCAGGUACAACAAGACAGGAAAAGAACUACAGAACAUACAGAGGGGUAACAAAGGACAGAGACUGUAUAGUGUUCCACACUACAUCACAGAAAACAUCAAUGGAGAUAUCUGUACAUCAGACUACUAUAACGGAAUAGUGGUGGUGAAUAAAUCAGGACAACACAGGUUCUCCUACACAGGUCAGAAGUCAGAGUUCUAUCCCUAUGGAAUCUGUACUGAUGUCCUCGGUCACAUCCUGGUGUGUGAUGAUAACAGUAACACUGUUCACCUCCUUGAUCAGGACGGUCAGUUCUUGUCUCUAUUACUCACACGACAACAAGGGGUAAAGUUUCCCUGUAGUGUGUGUGUGGAUGAUAAGAACAAUCUCUAUUUGGGACAACAAGACACCAACACACUGACAGUGUACAAGUAUAUAAAGUGAUUCUUAUUCUGUCAUAAAACACAAUGCAUGGCAUAUCAAAAUGUACACUUACCCAUCAUUUUUGUUACUUUGUAUCCAGUUCAUGAGUAAUUGUUACAGUAUAAAACCCAUUGUCUGGAAUCACAUUAGACAG